AUGGAACUUGAUGCUGAUUUUAUUACAUUUACUAAUAUUCUCAAUGGAUAUUAUACUAUUCUUGAAGAAUGUAAUUGUAGUGUAAAUUCUGCAUUAAAAGAAUGUCAAACACGAAUUGAUAGAGUUAUUGAAGCUAUGAAUGCACCAAGACAAUUAUACAAAAUUAGAGAACAAUAUUUUACAGACAUUGAUGGAAAUAGUCCAAUAUUUUUUGAAAAAGCACCUUCAACUCCAAAUAAAAUAUUCUCCUUUCAAUGGAAAAAAGAAGAUCGAUUAGUAUUAUUAAAUAUUGUAAAUAAAAUUAAAGUAAUGAUUUUAAAUCAAAAAUGGAAUCAAAUGAUUCAAGAAAGAGAAAGCAAUGGAUUAAUAAAAGAAUUUGAACUACGUAUUCUUGAAGAAAAACAAAGAAUAGCUCAACUUCAAAAAAUAAAAAUACUUAAAGAAGCAGAAAAAGCAAAACAAAAUUUAGAACAAAUAGAAACAUCUAAAGAAUUUCAUAAUUAUCAAAACAUUCCACCUCCAAUUAAAUUAACUACAGAUUCAUUUUCAAAAGAAAUAAAAAAAGAAUUAAUUGAUGAAAUACCAAAACAAUCAAAUUUAAUACUUACUAUUUCAUUAAAAAGAAAUGAAACUAAUCAUCCUGAAAUGAUUGAUAAUAAUCUUACUUCAAUUUUAGAAGAAAUGAGAUCAAAACCAUCAGAAGAAUUACAAAAAAUAAUUGAUAAAUUUAAUAGAAUAUAUCCUGUUCAAUAUAAUGAAAAAACUGAACUUUAUUUACAACAAAAGAAAACACAAGUAGAAUUAGAAGGUAGAAGAAAUAUUUUUUUAGCUCUUCAAUAUAAAAGAUUAUUUACUCAAGAAGAAUUCCUAAAAUACUUAAGAGCUAUUUGUGAUUCAAUUAUUAUUUAUUAUGAAAUGUUUAAAAAUGAAUUUAGGAUUAAUAAUAAUAAUAUUCAUAUUUCAGAUAAUUUCUGGAAAAUUAUUUGUGAAGAAAUAGGUAAUCAUAAUCCUUUAGAUUGUAAAUUACAAUAUGAUUAUAUUAUUAAAUCACAACUUUAUUCAUCACUUGAAAUAAUUCCUGAUAUUAUUUCUCAAAUAAAGUUAUUUGCUAAAAAAUUAAAUAAUCCUACAAUUAUUAAUAAUAAAAAUUUAUUUAUUGCAUUGAAAAAUGAAAUGAUGGAAUUUGCAGAAGAUAAUAAUAUUAGUUAUAUAUUUCUUCUUAAAAAAAUUCAAGAAAUUAGAAUGAAAGAAAAUAUGAAAUAUGGACCAUUUAGUAAAGAAGAAGAUAAAAAAAUAUUAGAAGCUGUAAAAAAAUAUGGUAAAGGAGAUUGGAAAUCUGUUGAAACUGAAAUUGAAGGAAGAACAUGUCAACAAGUUAUGAAUAGAUAUGAUAAAGUACUUGUUAGGAAAACAUGUGGAAAAUGGAGUCCAAUUGAAAAAGUUAAAGUUAUCAUUUGUCAAAAGUUAUAUCCUAAUCAAUGGAAAAAAAUAUCUACUUUUAUUCCUAAUAGAACUGAUGCUCAAAUUAGAGAUUUUGUAAGUAAUUCUGCUGCUUCUGGAAUUAAAAAAAGAAAAUCUUGGACUGAAGAAGAAGAUUUAAUCUUAAUUGAAAAAUUAUAUGAUCCAAAUUAUAUCUAUUCUAUUAUCCUACCUAAUACUCCUGAAGCUAUGGAAAAAGGUAAACCUUCUAAAAUUAAAGUUGAACGAAGUGGAAAACCAAAAUGGUCAAAAAUUGCUUCUCAAAUUCCUGGAAGAGUUGAUUGUCAAUGUCGUGGUCGUUAUGAUGCUAUUCUUAGGUUUUUAAAAGUUACUACAAAACCAUCUAAAUCUUUAAUGCUUGAAGCUGCCUCUCAACUCCGUGGUGAUGGAAUUAAAAGAAGAAGAUCAAAAAAACAGAUUGAAAAUGAUCUUCCUCCGAUUGGAUAUCCUGAAAUAACAAAAAAAUUAAAAUCUCAAUUAAGAUUAAAUUUAUAUUCAUCAAAAAUCUCAAAAAAUAUUCAAAAAUAA
Molecule: messenger RNA, 2007 nt
Organism: Entamoeba dispar SAW760
Lineage: Eukaryota; Evosea; Mastigamoebida; Endamoebidae
Exons: 1
Coding region: 1-2007 (668 amino acids)
Source: RefSeq, a predicted model, not a curated record